CUCCACCUGCAGCAGUGGGACGACGACCGACGGCAACGGUCGACGCAGGAGAGAUGCAUCCCACCAAGAAGAGGAGACGGGCUCCUGAAGCACGACGAGAAGAUCUUGACGACGAUGAGGAGGAAGGGGAUGCGAGCGUUCUCGGCUUUCAGGCAUUACCUGUGGCCGAUUUACCCCUUGGCUUCGACGGCAUUCCCAUGGACGGUGCGCAGUAUCUCGCCGUUGUGAGACAAGAGGCUAGUGGACGGCCAAAGGUCGUGCAAGUCCGAAAUCCCUACGCCAUUGCCGACGUCCAAACACCAGUUGCCUCGUCGUUGCAGAGCCAGGUAGGCAUGCCGUCGCAAGAAUGGCGUGAUACGUUUCAGACAAGAUUGAAAAACAUGCGGGAGUCGCUAAAUCCUGUCGUUUCUCUCGGGUCCGCAAGUGAAGGGUUGGUGGUUCCCAAGCGGCAUGACGAGGCGAGCUGGUAUCGUUUUCUCCAUGGUCGCACCCUCAAGGACGAAGAGGAGUCGUCGAAUGGCCGGAAAAGUGGAACAGAAGGUGUAGCAGAAGGUGCUGUCGAUAGGGAUAGUCCUGCAUCACAACUCGGAAGACCAGAUGUUCAAUUAGAGGAGCACGCCGAGCCCGCUUUGAGAGAGCCGACACCUGCGCUUCUGAGCCGUCUCAAGACCAGUGACAUCCUAGCUUUGCUCGAAUUUUUUCCGUCCUGGUUCUCGCAGAGUUCUAUGGCCUCAUCGCCGUCGCCGCCAACGAUACGACACGCAGUGGACCCGUUCCAUGCCAGGUGGGUCUUUGCCCUCCUCGCCAAGCUCGACGGUCGGCUUGUGGGAGAUGAAAUCAGCACUUUGCGCGUUCUCGCUAGAGCCGGCAUCGAGCGAGUGGUGCAGGAGCGCUAUCGCCGAGCCGUGAAGAAGACUCUUCGGAAGCAGCAACAGCCACAGGCUUCGGACGACAUUGACGGCGGCGAGGUCAUGAUGAGCGAGAUGGGAGCCUGGAUGAUCGUCUGUGCUGUCAGCAGCAUAUGGGGCCAGCAUGAUCUCUGGGACGAUGCUCGAGCCGACCUUGCGAAGAUUGCUUCCUGAAGUUGCACACAGCAACGAGCAGAUCCUGUACUAUAGCCAUUUUUCUCUUUUAUCCAUCAUCUCAACCUGCC
Messenger RNA from Acaromyces ingoldii, 1153 nucleotides. RefSeq lists its product as hypothetical. The coding region runs from base 54 to 1082 and encodes 342 amino acids. The record is from RefSeq and is a predicted model, not a curated record. The transcript is spliced from 2 exons. Gene Ontology annotation, biological process: spliceosomal snRNP assembly. NCBI's taxonomy places the organism in Eukaryota, Fungi, Basidiomycota, Exobasidiomycetes, Exobasidiales, Cryptobasidiaceae. Gene Ontology annotation, cellular component: SMN complex; nucleus.